AGUAUUUAUUUCCUGCUCAUUUAUAUGUCGGUGGAAGUCAGAAGAUGCACGUUAAAUCUGAUAAACGGCUUCUUCAAAACACCAUAAUUCAUUUCGCAGAGAAACUUAAAGUUUUGGAUCUUGUAACAUGAAUAUUUACGAAGGUCUGAAUUCUUUUUCAUCCUACAAAUUUGUUUGGAAUAAGUGCGAAUUUCCUCUCAUCGAUUUCGUUCAAUUUUAUCCAUUUCCUCAAAUAGUUCAGAUUAAGGACGGUUUUUGUGGGAGCAGCGAAGAAACGUCGUAUCUGAAGGAGAUGUUCUUUAUCUACACGACCUCAAAGAAACUCAAUGUUUUCAAGCGCAAACAGAAUGUGGCAAGGAUGCUCAAAUUCCAUUAAACCUCUCACAAAAAGUCAAUGUGUGUUAUGAAAAAUCUUUAAAAGACGUGAAAUCGCCAAUGAUCUUGAAAACUUUGUUCCCUGACAAGUAUAAAAAAGUUCAUCUUCAAAGUAACCUGAAAAAUUAUCUGGACAAUGACGAUGUUUAUUUCGCUGGCGAUACUUUAGAUGUUGUUGAAUUUGAUAUUUCAAGAAAGCAAUUGGUUUGUUUGAACAAGGAAAACCUUUAUGUAAGGUUUAGUAUGCGUCAACUGGUUCAUAUGAAAGUCACAGAUAUAACAACAGCUUCGUUUUUCCUUGCCGAAGUAUAUAAAAGAUUCAACUUACCUGUGAUUGUUUUGUUUGGACAAAAGGCGAAAUUUAAAGGUUUAGUCACUUUAAAAAAAGUUAUAACCUUGCAAACUGUUAUAGCCUCCAGCUGGCACGAAGAUGGUAGGACAAUUUUGACUUUUCCCGCUGACCUCGAGAUUUCAGUGGUGCCACCUUCCCAGGAAACGAUGUACGAUCUUACGUAUCGCAGGCUCUUGGAUGGAGUGCACAAGCGCUUAAAUUUUGAUAAAAUUGAAGAAACAAUUGGGCCUUGCGAGAUAUUCGAUGUCAGCCAACCUUGUGCUGUUAAGGCAAUACCUUUCGGAGCUUUUCUGUUGAAUAGACCAACAGGCAAGGGAAAUAAAAGCGAAAAUGACAGCAAAAGGAUCGAUUUGUUUGAAGAAAACAGCAAUUCGUUUCAAUCACGUGAUGGACAAUCUGCGUAUGGAAAUUUUUUGGAAGAAUUUCCGUCUGAUGAACGUGGCUACCUAUGCCCGAAGGAUGUCCUUGAAAAGUUAGAAAAUUAUCGACAGGGCUCCGAUAGUUCCUCGAGGCCUCACGAGGCUAUGUGGACCACUCAGGAUAGGGACAAUCGAUGUACCGAUGCUUUAACCACGAAGGAAAAAUCACCUGACAUCAAACAACAUCAUACCUGUCAAAGUAUGAAAGACUUCUCAAUUCAGGACGUCUGUUCACUGCUCAGGGAGAUAAACCUCGAGCAAUACGAAGAUAUGUUUGAGCAAAAGCAAAUCGAUGGUGGAUUGUUGGAAGAUUUGAACGAGGACGUGUUGAUAAAUGAUUUUAAAAUGCCAUCGUUUCAUGCUAUGAAGUCAAAAAAAGCUGUCAUGAACAAUUGGAGACCUUUGAUAAUUCCAUCACCUGACAUCAAACGACAUGAUACCUGUCAAAAAUUUAAUUUGAAAAGCCAAUUUCUUGAUGAACAUUACAACAUUAAAAAAGACGUACAUAAAAAAUUUAAAAGCAUAUCGUGGAUAUGUGGCAACUAUGGAACAGUUAAAAAAACAAAGUUAUACCAUAUCCUCAUUUGUAUAUCACAGUUGAUGGUGAUGAAGGAAGGUCCGAUGAAGAUUUAAAGAAAGAAAUUGACAAGAUAUUUGAUUGGGAAGCAUCAAAAUUCAUUGAAAUCAGGCGUAAACCUUACAAAAACCCACAGAUUCGAUAUUUAUCAAACUUUCGCGCUGUUCGAAAGAAUGAUACACCAAAUCCAAUGCAAAGACUGAAUGGUGUUGUUAUGGCAAACCAAUCAACCAGUGGCUCUCAUGGUACAAUUACAAUGUUCUGUAGCAAAAACAAUAGGUAUUACGCCUUGACAUGCGCACAUGUUGCUUGUGGCGCAAGUGACAUGGUGGACAGUGCAUUGGCUUUUAACCAGAAAAAAGACUUUUUGGCAAUUCGCGAUGCCGUCAAACAUCUUAAUGAAGGUACAGCUUAUUUUUAUAAACUACCAAAAACUAAGAAAGAAGUUGAACUUCCCUCUUUUCCUAAUGGCGUGUUUGGUCAUUUUGACGGAGAAGUUGAUAUUGUGAGAAUUUUCAUCGGUGAUAAACCAUGUUUUCAGUAUCUUGGAGGAGAUGACUUGGAAUGUUUUGCCCUGAAUUUAGAUCUAGCAAAUGAAGAACUUUACGAAAGAAUUGAAAAUGUGGAUGAAUCUGUGAAAGUUCGAACAGAUUAUCAUAACAUUGGAUUUAUUAGUGAAAGAUGUUGUUCUCACUUGACAAAGUCUUCAUAUGAAAUCGAGAGAGAAAUCAUUUUUCAAAAUGCGGUGAAGGUCAAAAGUAAUUUCCAAUUUCUAGAAAAUGGUUACUCUGGUGCACUUGUUUAUUUUUUGGAUGAACAAGAAAAUUGGCAGCCAUUUGCAUAUGGUGUAUGUGAAAUAGAUGAUGAUGAUGAUGUCAAUGAUGGUGAGGGUGGUUGUAGUGGUGGUGGUAAUAUUGAUGACAAUGAUGGUGGAGUUGGUGGUGAUGGUGGUAAUGUGGACGAUGAUGGUUAUGGUGAUGAUGAUGGUGGUGAUGAUGAUGGUGGUGGUAAUGAUGAUGUGAUAUUCAAAGGUCCACUUAUGAAGACCUUCAUAUGUUUGAAAUUAGAUAAAGCUUUAACUGCUGUUGAAUUGGAUGAUUGUGAAUACUUCAGAUCAGAGGUCUAAACAGCAAUCCAAUGUCAUCGGAACAAACCAACCGAUAGCACACGUUUUUAUUAACAUUGACAAGAAAUAAUGAUAUUUAUAAUUGUAUUGUUUUUAGUUGCUUUAUAUUAUUUCAUAUUGUAUUUUAGAGUUUAUCGCGGAUAUUUUGCAACUAGUUAUAACUUGGAACAGUUAUAAAAAACAAAGUUAUAUCAUAUCCUCA
Xenia sp. Carnegie-2017 is the source of this 3051-nucleotide messenger RNA. RefSeq lists its product as uncharacterized. The record is from RefSeq and is a predicted model, not a curated record. The transcript is spliced from 5 exons. Gene Ontology annotation, molecular function: protein binding. Bases 436 to 1779 code for a protein of 447 amino acids. Lineage: Eukaryota; Metazoa; Cnidaria; Anthozoa; Malacalcyonacea; Xeniidae.